Molecule: messenger RNA, 1240 nt
Organism: Tripterygium wilfordii
Lineage: Eukaryota; Viridiplantae; Streptophyta; Magnoliopsida; Celastrales; Celastraceae
Product: ras-related protein Rab7
Exons: 7
Coding region: 173-790 (205 amino acids)
Cellular component (GO): vacuolar membrane
Molecular function (GO): GTPase activity; GTP binding
Source: RefSeq, a predicted model, not a curated record
AAAAAAAGAAAACCGAGGAGAUCGGAAUUGGCGCCCCUUUUUUCUUCUCUAAACCUCCGAACUCGAAAAGUACAAAGAUCUGCCCCAAUCGAAACCCCAAUUCAGUCCUUGCAUCGCCUACACAAGCUGUGAAAAUUGUAAGAGAGGAGUUUGAUAGUUUAUUGCUAACGCCAUGUCACUGCGUAGACGUACCUUGCUCAAGGUCAUCGUCCUCGGCGACAGUGGGGUUGGAAAGACAUCGUUGAUGAAUCAAUAUGUGCACAAGAAAUUUAGUCUGCAGUAUAAAGCUACCAUUGGUGCUGAUUUCGUCACUAAAGAACUCCAAAUUGAUGACAGAAUCGUCACUCUACAGAUAUGGGACACAGCUGGGCAAGAAAGAUUUCAGAGUCUUGGGGUAGCAUUUUACAGAGGUGCAGAUUGCUGUGUUCUUGUUUAUGAUGUCAAUGUGAUGAGGUCAUUUGAUACCCUCGACAAUUGGCAUGACGAAUUUCUUAAACAGGCAAACCCAGCUGAUCCCAAGACAUUUCCUUUUAUAUUGCUUGGAAACAAGAUUGACAUUGAUGGUGGGAAUAGUCGAGUGGUUUCUGAGAAGAAAGCAAAGGAGUGGUGUGCAUCAAAAGGAAACAUAGCUUACUUCGAGACAUCGGCAAAAGAGGAUUAUAAUGUUGAUGCUGCAUUCUUGUGUAUUGCCAAAACUGCUCUCGCCAAUGAGCACGAACAGGAUAUAUACUUUCAGGGCAUAGCUGAGGCGGUCUCAGAAACAGAGCAAAGGCCUGGUUGUGCUUGCUAAAUUGGAACACAUGAUGUGAUGGAUUCAUUGUUAACGCUUUUGGUUGCUUGAUUCUUCAUUUUUGCAGUCUAAAUGAUUCAUACCCAUUUUUUGUGCACUGCAUACUGACUUCUAGGGUUUGACAUAGCUGGUGUAUUGCCAGGUGAGAGGAGCAUUCCUGAUUAAUAAAGAUGUUUUAGGGUCUUAAGCUGUAGAGUCCCACGUUUGACUGCUGAUGCAGGCUGGAUGCUCAUAUGUGACGGAUUUUAUGGUCAAGAUUGACACGGAAAUAAUAGUUUCUUUCGCACUUGUAUUUUUUUUUUAAUUUAAUUAUGGGGAACCAUAAACCUUUGACCCAUAAGAGCAACUAGAAUGACUCAAUUUUAAGGGGGGCAUGGAACCCUUUUGUUGUUUCUUUUAAUGGGGAAUGGGAAUAAAAUAGCUCCAACGAUGGUAAUUUGUUGUCUCCAA